Symbiodinium natans is the source of this 384-nucleotide messenger RNA. NCBI's taxonomy places the organism in Eukaryota, Dinophyceae, Suessiales, Symbiodiniaceae. The record is from the annotation of a GenBank genome assembly.
AUGUGGGAGCAGGCGGGGGAGUGGCAAAACAGAUCAACGCGCAGGCAGGGAACGCGCAGGGUUCUGGCUUACAGGGCAUGCUCUCCACAAACGACACUUGCGCAAAUUUGUGCAAAAUGUGCUGCCUCCAGAAGCAGACUUGCCCAAACCUACGAGGGGCGACAAAAGCAACUGCAAACCUUCACAUAUGGUGUCUUUCACAAAAACGAGGCAAAAGAGAACUUUCUGUUGCAGCACGACUGGCCAGUCGCGACUUCAAUGAAGUCACCUUGCCUGAACUAUCCUGAACUCCUAUCAACCUACGGGGUGAACGGCAAAGCUCGGUGCACCCACGAAAGCCAACCUGAGCACCAGCAGUGCCAUGGGCAAGUGGACUCUCCAUAA